GUCUAAGGACUUAAGUCACAAGGGUAAGUGCGAACUAAGGACUGCUAGUCGAAAAACUUUGGUUCUAAACUCGAAAAGUAGGGGAAGAGGCGACAUCAACUGAUUCAAUAGACGAAACAAACCUGCAAUUUCUCUCCAAAAAAAUGAGUCGUCAACCAGAAGUUCUUUGGGCUCAACGAUCUGAGAAAAUUUACUUGACCAUAUCAUUGCCUGAUGCUAAAGACGUAACAUUGAAAUGUGAAGGAGAUGGUGUUUUUAAUUUCUGUGCUGUUGGUGUCCAAGGCGAUUCCUUUACCUUCACUCUCCAACUUUAUGGGAAUAUUUCCCCUGAGAGGAGUAAGCGGUGUAAAACUAAUGUGGGGUUGAGAAACAUCCUCUGCUCAAUCCAAAAGGAGCAAAAAGGCUGGUGGCCAAGAUUAUUGAAGUCUGAAGAGAAGCCCGCCCCAUACCUCAAGGUCGAUUGGAACAAAUGGUGUGAUGAAGAUGAUGAAGAAUCUUCGGACUCUGACGAUGAUGUUGAGUACACUGGAGAAGAUGAUGAGAGCAGCGACGAUGGAGGAAUGCUCUAUCUUCCGGACCUGGAAAAGGCUAGAGGAAAUUAGAACCAGCUGCUGAAAACUUUCAAAAGAGGCUGAUCGCCGGAGGUGUUUAGGAUUUAGUCUUUAGCAAACAAAUGUAGUAAUGACUUUCUUGCUCAAGUAUUCACAUGUAUAGAGCUUGUUGGAAGACUCAUUUUAACCAAUGUGUUUCACCCUUUCAGAAGAAACACUACUUAGGACUA
Nicotiana tabacum (common tobacco) is the source of this 781-nucleotide messenger RNA. The record is from RefSeq and is a predicted model, not a curated record. Lineage: Eukaryota; Viridiplantae; Streptophyta; Magnoliopsida; Solanales; Solanaceae.